GACCCCCGCGGACCUGGAGGAGCUGCGCGCGCACCUCGCCCUUGGAGGCCCGGUGGGCCCGCGACCGCCUCAGCUGGGCACCUGGAUGGUCUGGAUGGUGCACCGGGUGGCGCUCAACGACCCCAGCCUGGUAGAGCUCGACCUCUCGACCUACGUGCUGCCGCCGCCGGAGGAGCCGAGGGUCGGGCCCAAGCUCGCGAGCAGCCUGGGGGCCAACACGCACCUCCGCACGCUGCUGCUGGCAGACUGCGGCCUGCGCGGGGGGCAGCAGGCGGAGGCGCUCGCCGGCUCGCUGCUCCAGAAUCGCGCGUUGAGGGUGCUGGACCUGUCCUGCAACCUCCUGGGGCCGCCCGACCUGCAGGCGAUCUUCGCCGCGCUGGGGGGCAACUCGGCCCUCGAAGAGCUCCGGUGCGGCCACCAGCUCUGCCCAGCGCCGGGCAGGGACGCGCUCGCGGCCCUGUGCGGUGCGCUGAAGAAGAACUUCACAAUGCGCAAGCUCGGCCUCGAGCUGGCAGACCCGCACUACCGCGACACCGUCAGCCGCGCGCUCGUCCGCAACGUGGACCUCGCGCGCCGCGCGCGGCGCGCCGAGGUCGCCGCCACGCUCGCGGAGCUCCAGAGCCAGCACAAGGUGCAGCCCGAGGUGCGCGUCGACGUGUUUUUUUUGUGCGGUCUUGCAGUCCUGCUGUAUUUCUCGGCCGUUGUCGUGAGGACUGCUUGGGAGCCGAAAGGGGCAGCGGGCAGAGUAAAGGUCGACGACGAGACCCUGAAGAAGCUUCUGCCACCCAUCUCCUCGAGAAGUACGGCGGGCCCAGGGAGCAGACGAGGAGGAACAGAGAGGCCAACGGCAUGGCGUACGAGGUCCUGACGAAGGGCAAAGCGGGGGGCACGAGACCAGGCCCGGAUUCCGACGUCGAGAUCAUCUUCACUGGCUGGAGGGUCAAGGACGGGGAGCUCAUCGACAGCUCCUACCUGCGAGGCGGGAAGCCAGAGAAGUUCUGCCUGAACGACGUGAUGACCGGCUGGACGAUCGGCAUUAAACAGAUGAAGGAGGGGGAGAUGCGCAGGCUGUGGAUCCCGAGCGCGCUGGGCGACAACAAAGGAGACACGGUCUACGACGUGCAGCUGGUCAAGACGUCCGACGGCCCGCCCUGGGGCUUCUUCGUCUUCCUGCUCUUCGUCGCGGCGGCCGCCCAGGUCUUCCUGAGGGAGAACGCGGGCAAGAUAGCGGAACUGCAGGAUCCCUUGGCCGACCCCGUGUUCAGGGCCUCGCUCGCGCCGGAGUGA
Prorocentrum cordatum is the source of this 1287-nucleotide messenger RNA. Lineage: Eukaryota; Dinophyceae; Prorocentrales; Prorocentraceae. The record is from the annotation of a GenBank genome assembly.